AAUCAGUAUACGUCGCCAUAUGUUGGGAGUAGCGUCUCACCGCGUUCGGUAUAUCGAAUGUGCCACUUUUCGUUCGCUAAAGUGCGUAUUUAUCGCAUCCAUUUUCUAAAAAAAAACUCGAAAUUUUACGUUUUUAUGCACUAAAUGGUAACGGUUAUCAUCGAAUCAAGUGUUUCAAUAAAGUGGUGGCAUUUGCAUUGCGUUAAUUUGCAUCUUAUAUAAACGAAUGAUGGGACAAUUUUUUUGUGUAUAAAAAUAUUCGUAGCGAAGUGUCUUUUUUGAAGUCACCACACACAGUGAGAGAGAAAAUUUUUUGUUCAUAUUAACCAGUUUCGUGGUGUUCUACGUUUAAAGUUUCAGUGAAACACAACAUUUUCAAUUUGAUGUUUUUUUCUUUCUUUCUCUAUAAUAAUACUUGUGAAUGAGUUGGAACACCCUAAUCGAACAAUACUGUGUAGCGAUAUUUUUGGUGCAAUAACAAUUUAAAAUACCGGAAUUUCGGAAUAGAUUUUUUUGUUCUCCGUUUUCGUUUUUUUUUUUAUUAUUUGGCUCGCAACAAUUGGGGAAUAUUGUAUUAUACCGUACAACACUUUAUUAUGAGCCCCAAUUCAAAAUUUGUGUUUUUCUCUCUCUCUUCUUCUUCUUUUUUUGUUUCCUUAGUGGCAAUAAUUUGUUAAAUGUGUGUAUAUCAAAGUCUAUGUACGGAAAAAGCGUACUGUAGAGGAGACCUUUUUAAAUAAUUAUUAGAGGAGUUUGCGUUCAAGAUAAAAUAUAGUUCCACCAUACAGAAGAAGAAGAAUAAAAAAAAGCGCCACACUGAUAAUAUACAACGUAUGAUGCAUAGAGUGUGUGCCCCGUUAAAUGUAUUAGUGUCUAUAUGUUUGUGUCCCACAUGAAUGGGAAUUUCUUUCCGAUUUUAACUUUUGUUUUUAAAUUUUACGAAUAGUGUCAUCGAACGGCAUUUGAUGAACAGAAACCCGCGUGUGGAUUUUUAUAAAAUAUUUAUAUACAAACAAAGUGAAUGUGGUGCUGUAAUACCAUCCGUAGAGCGAACAUGAACAUUAUUUUGGAUCGCAAUUUAUUGUCAAAACAUUUUGUCGUAUUGUGCACUAUACAACAAAUCGGUGUUUAUGUGAAAUCAUUUUAAGUGACUCUGACCAAUGAAUUUUCUCGACAUACAAUCAUGGUGGGAGAUUCCUUACAUAGCUCAUUUUUGCUCAUUGUUUAGAUCUCCGUUUAAACUGCCUGAAUUUGAUAUUGAGGAUUUAGAGGAAGCACUACUCGCAGACGGAACUACUGGCGACGUGCCAUUACUAACAGAUUUGAUUGUUGCACUGUUGAAAGGAUGUGACCUGGUACGAUUGCAAGGAAUAACGACCAGUAACUAUCAGAUGUUUUUGAGGCGCAUCCUUCGGAAAAAGUGUAAUGAAUAUAAGCUUGAGAAUACAUUCGACGAAGACAUAGACUUUUAUUCGCUUCCGUUACGUUCGAAGAUUUUAAAUUUACAUUUACUCUGCGACAUUCGCUUGGAUUCGGCGGACGUUGGUCCCAUAUACAAUUGUUUGGAGCCGGAUAGUCUACGUAUCGAUCCGUUGGGUCGCGAUUCGAACAAUUCAACGUACUGGUACUUCCACGGAACGAGAUUGUACCGCGAAGAUACGGUGAAAUCGGCAAACGGUACCGGAAACACAUCGAUAUGGCAAGUGAUUUGUUUCACUGAGGACGACUGGAAUCGAUUCACAAACACCUUAAACAAUCGACGUGAAAACGAACGUGCCUUGCGUCAAAUAUUAGAGACAGAUUUUUUACCCAAACUUCCGCUGCUGUUUCAGAAGAAGGAACGCAAUCGACGACAAAAGUUGAUCAGACUUCGAACGGAAGCUUUGGCCCGACUAGCCGAAGCGGAACGUGAGAAAAAAUAUCAGGAACAAUUGGAACACAAAAGACAUUUCGAAGAAACAAAGAAGCGACGACAAGAGAGACGGAAAAAAGUUUCAGCUGAACUAGACUCGUUCAGCGUAAAAGACAAUCGAGAAAGUCGGGCAGAUCGAGCUCGUCGACGGUUAGUCUUGUGCAAUUAAAGCUUAGCAACCCGAGGCAACUUUUGUUAUGAUUCAGUUCUGAAUGCGCUUAAGUUUUUAUUGAAACAACAAAUCACGAUCAAGUUCCAUUCAAAGUAUAAUCUCGACCCAUGCCAGUUCAUCUCCAACCGCCCACUCAUCCGAUCUUUUAUUUCAGUCAAACGAAGACGUACACAACGUCAAACGGCUAUUACAGAAAUUUAUUUCCAACAAAAACCACGACAAAGAAAAUAUCAACAACAUAACACUGUCAACGGACAGCAGUGAUACGGACGACGAAUCAAUACCGAACACAAUGCCACCAACAAAUAAUACAAACGCUAAAUUGCCCGGGAGACAGACAAAUAAUUCGCUAUCAUCGUUGACGGGAAACAUUUUCAUUCCGCCGUUCGAGAGCGGAGGCAGAACGGAGAGUGCUACGAGUGGCGGUAGUGAUGGUAAUGCUGGUGAUGCUAGCAGCCGAACGAGUGACACAAAUCCAAGUAGUCGUAAUGAAACGCCGCCGGCACAAGCACCACGGAAAAAGAAAGCCAAAACAUCCGAUGUUUUCACCGAAACGGAAGAGGUGCUACAAAUUGGCAUGCACAAGGUGCUGGAAUAUGUGAAGAACCACAAAGAUGCCUGGCCAUUUAUGGACCCAGUGGAAGAGGAUAUUGCCCCACGAUAUUAUUCCAUUAUUCGAAGGCCAAUGGAUCUGCUGAAAAUGGAAGAAAAACUGGACAAUGGCGAGUAUCAGACGUUCAACGAUUUUCGAAACGAUUUCAAGUUAAUCGUUAACAAUUGUCGGUUGUACAAUGGACAAAAUAAUGAAUACACCGAAAUGGUAAACAAUUUGCAGUUGGCUUUCGAGAAAUCAACGAAAAAGUACUUCGAACAAAACUCCUCCGACGAGGAAAUCAACCUGGAAUAUCCCGAUCUCAAGACAAACGUUUUUCGCGAGAAAAACUUCAACGCUAAAAAUAUGACGCCAAAGCAAGUGUUACUGAACGAGGUCAGUAAGAAACUGAAGGACACAUUGAAUGCAACGAGCGGCAAAAAGGUGGCCGGUGACAAAGCCGACAAAAAUCGAACAACAACGAAAUCAUCCAAGGCAAACCGGGACGAGUCAAGGGACAAAGACACCGUGAAUUCGACGCGUGGCGUUAAGCGGAAGAAAAAGGACAAAGACAAACGAAGGAAGAAAAAGCCGAAAUUGGGGAAGAGUUCGAAGUACGAAAAUUCAUCGGAUGACGAGAGUGGAAAAUCCGAUGAAUCGGAUGACGAGGACGAACCACCAGCCAAAGUAGCGAAGAAAUCUGCAAAGGUAACUGCUGUUACACCAGAGAAAAAAUCGAAACUGCUCGGAAGUAAGCACAAGAAAGCCGGUCUGAAGUCCAAACAGAAAAACAGUAAGAAGGUGGAGGCAUCGAGUAAUGACGAAUCGGACGAUGAAAGAAUGGAAGUGGUUUCCAAGGUGAAACCGUCAAAAGCGGAAGAGGCUUCUAAGGUGAAACCAUCAAAAGCGGAAGAGGUUUCCAAGGUGAAACCAUCAAAAACUGAAGAAGUUUCUAAGGCGAAGGCAUCGAAAACGGAAGAAGUUGCCAAGGUGAAGCCACCAAAAACGGAAGAGAAGAAAGCCGCAAAAGGUGUUGCAGUCAAAAAUAAAAAGUUGAACAAAACGGAGCCUACAAAACUCAAGGCGGAGGAGAAGAAGAAAAAGUCCAGUUCGCAUGCGUCCGUUGCUGUGCAUAAAAAGGAAAGCAAACACAAAAAAGUCGAUUCUAGUCAUAGUGAGAGUGAGGAUGAAGUGGAAGAAACGACCAAAGCCGUACCGUUGACAAAGACAAAGAAAACUAAAGUGGACAAGCCAGUGCCUCCGAAAAAGUCAACGAAAGUCGACAAAAAACCAAAAGUGCCAUUGUCGGACAAUGACAGUGAGAACGAGAAUGAUUUCAACUCCGAUAUGGGUUCGGAUGGCGGUGUCAUUGACUAUCCAAUAAAGAAGAAAUCAAAAUCCAGUUCCGCGAAAGUGAACAAGGAGGAGACGCCGCCAGCGAAGCUAUCGAAGAAAGACAAACAAACGCUGAAAGAGAAGAAGAAAAUGGAAAAGGAAAAUCAAAACUUUAAAUCAAAGCGGAAAACUGAGAAAGCGUCGAAAAAGGAGAGCAAAAAGGUGGCGAAAGCGAAAAGUGCGGCUAAGGCGAAACCGGACGAAACGGUGAUAGAAGAUGAUCAUCGGUAUCGAUCGUCUUCGCGUUCAGUGACGCCUGUGUUCACAGUCGAUUUACAUAAGAAAUAUUCAAAAAGUGCCUCCAUUCCGGAUACACCGGGAAAAUCGAACUCAAUCACUCGGGACAAGGAUCUGAUUUCGAUGUCGAGCCGAAGCUUUUCACGCAGUGUAAGUCCGGCCGCAUCCCACUACUCAUCCAAUCAUUCAGUUAAUUCGGUGGAAGACGAGUCGAUAUCGCCGUCAAAGUUGAAAACCAACAAACGAUUGGAUCGACCCAUCACUCCCGAUAUUAAGGACAAAUUCGAUCUGAUCAAAGAGCGUCGCAGUCGUAACGUGGAUGAGAAAUGGAAUCAAAUUGUCAAAGAAGCUGAAAAGAUCAAAGACAAAACGGCAUCGAAUCAGACGUCCAACACCACAUUGGAGAAGAAUCAAAAGCUGAAGGAAACGAUCGAGAAGCUGAAAGCCAAAUCGAAGAAUAAGAGCAGCAAGGAGAGAGCCGUAUUGCUGAACGAGAUUUUCGGCGCGAAACCACCGAAAGAGGUACGGGACGAGCGAUCAAUUUUCGAGCGACUGCGAGACACCAAUGCUGAUAAGCCGAUCAAAUCAAAAGCGGAUAAAAAUUCCAAAAACAAAGCGGACGAGUACAAUUUCGUUGAAGACACCCUGUCCGACACAAAGCCGCCGAAGGAACCCGCCCAAACCAAAGCAAAAUCACAGAAGAAAUCGACGAACAAAGUGGCCGCUUCCAAGAAUCUCAAAUCAACAAAUGUUGAAGCGCUAGACAUGGAAACCGAACAAACGCUGAAAGACAUUAAUCGAUGGCUGGAGCACACGCCCCGUUUUCCCGACUUCGGUUCGGCAAGCAACUCUCCGUCACGGUACAAUUUACUGGACGACUUUGAAGCUGAAUUUCGGCGACCUGAUCAAUCCAAAAAUUCAUCUCAAUCAACGGUCGCUCCACCGUCAUCGACGCCCUCAUCAAGUAAUGGUAUUCCGAAUGCUCCCGCUGCAGUUGCAUCCAAUUCGAAUAACGAUUUCAAUUUGCUGAAAGAAACGCCAAAUGUUUUCAUUACUCCUACGGCGCCAACACCACCGCAACCGACACAAGCGUCUCCAACCGUUCCACCUAGCACGCCUCGUCAAACGAUUCAAUUGCAAGGCCUUCCUCCAGCUCCCGGCUCGCAUAAACGUGAUCCGAAAGAGCCGAAACGGAAAACGUUAAAGGAGAAGCUCACUUCAAUGCCAAAGCGUAAAGACUUGCAUCGGACCAUUGAACGAUUGCAGCCCGGCAAAACGAAAGGAAAUUUGAUUAGCAGCAAUGUCAAAUCGGAUGACCAAAGUAAUCCUGUGGGCACUGGUGCUGCUAAGCCGAAGGAAGUUAAGAAUUCUUUGCUCCAGCCAACGACUGAAUCUGGACCGAAAUUGAGCCUUGGAAGUGUUUUGGACGAAACUGGUUUCGGUCUGGGGCAGCAGCAUAAUUUCAGCGAUGAAAAUGCUGCUAAUUCCGUCAGUGCAAUCGACGAAACGUCAAAGGACAGAGAAUCGGACGACAUGGAGAUCGAAGAGAUCAUCACGUCCACGGAAAUGCAAAAGGAAUUGGCCAAAGCGGAGAAGCAAAAAUUCGAUGCACUGGAGAAGGAAUCACCGAUACUACCCACCAAGCCUUUGUCAACCGAAAAACCUUCGGCAACGCCUAAUCUGAGUGCUUGGUUCAAGGCAUUUGGUGCACCGAAGAAAACGAAAAAGUCGGAAGAAGACGAUCAAACGUCUGCAGCUUCGAUGGUCAAUGCAAACGAAAACAUUGAACUGAGCGGCGAUGGUAAAUCGUUGAUGGAACAAGCAAAUCUUCAGCCAUGUUCACCGAGUGAACAUCCACCAGGAUUUAUGCUGCCGACUCCACGAACCAGAAGAGCCAGCACAAACAGUACGGUUUCUGAACGCUCAUCGUUUAGUCAAGAUCCAGACAGUCCGCGAGUGGGUAUCGAUGAACGUAUUGGUGGGGCCUACGGUGCAACGUAUCCUUCACCAUUAGGCGCUUCUCCGAUUAUGGCUUCACCAAAAGACGAGUUGCCGAAGCCAUCGUCGCCGUAUCCAAUGAACGGGGCUAUCAAAGUUGGAUUUUAUCAGGACACGACAACGAAAAGUAGUCCUGAAAAGAGUUGCAGUCCACGUGAACCACCGUCUCCGUACAAUUAUGCUCAGAAUUUGUACUCAUCUGCGUCAGCGUCCGUUGCCGCAGCAUAUGGCGGUGCCUGUUCGUAUAACAAUCCCACAGAGCCGACGCAAACGGCAACGUUAGGAUUCAACAACAAGAACAAAACGCCUUCAUAUUACGAUCAAUACAAGCAGCCUCGAUCUCAGGACUCGGACUACAAUUCGUCGAUGAGUCCGAAUCCCAAUUCACCAUAUCAGAAUCAGCAACAGUCACCGUAUCAACAACCCGAAGCGUCACCAUAUCAUCAACCGCAAUCAUCACCCUACCAACAACCUCAUUCACCGUACCACCAACAACAACAACAGCAACAAACGGCCAAAGCACCCGGUCAACAACAACAGCAACAAGCAACUCCAUCCGAAUCAUCACCGCACAGUCAAUUUCCACCACCAAAUUCUCCCUAUCAACAGCAAACAUCGCCGUACCAGCAACCGAAUUCUCCGAUUGCAAUGUCACACCAUCUACAGCCUCAGCAACAAACAGCAGCUGCUCCGAAUUUAUUUGUUCAAUCAACUGGCUUCUCACAAACGCAACAGGCGUCAUCAAUUCCGAAACCACCAUCUACGGCGCAGCAUCAACAUCCAAGUACCAACUACCAUUCGAACCCAUCAUCUCCAUACUCUCAGCAUGAUCCAAAUUCACCGUAUGCUCAAGGACCAAUGUCUCCGUACAACACACUUCCGAAUUCACCGAAAUCUCAACCACAACAACAACAACAGCAGCAGCAACAACAACCGAAACCAAAUCACCCGCAACACGAUUGGAAUAACACGAUGGGUCAACAACAACAACAACAACAACAUCAUCACCAAAUGGAUCCGCCAAAGAUAUCAAAUCCAAUGCCUGAUCAGCUAAGUCAUUCGUAUCCACCAAUGCCGGCUCACAUGACAAGUACAAAUAAGCAUCCAUCUGGCGUACAUGGAUAUCACAUACCGACGUAUGCCAAUCCGUAUGCACCUCCUUCGAUAAUGGACCAGCUACGACCAGAAGAUCCAAACGUUCCGAAACAGGCCGUAUUCAAUUCAGCUCACCAAUCCUCGGCGCACUCGCCAAACAAUGAAUCGGGCGGAAAUAUUCCAACUGGCGCAAACAUGACCGGCAUGGACUCGAUGAAUGACAAUCGACACAUGAAUGUCUUGAAACCAAACGAAUCGUCGGCGUCUCCAUCGAAUCGUCACAAUCACAUGCAUCAAAGUCCACGCGAUCUGGUCAAUUUAGGCUUUCCCGAGCAGAAUCUGCCACAGUCGAAAAAAUCAGCUGAUAAGCCACUAAAUACAGUCGUUUCGGAUGCUCGUUCGUUGGAAACGCCGAAACCCACGCUGAAUGCCGAUCUUAAAGGUGCCAGUGAGGCCGUCAAACAUCAACAGCAAGUGUUCGACCAUUUGCUGGGCUUUUCGAAGAAUCUCGGGUUCGGCAAAGGCAUGGACAUAUCGACCAGCAAGGCAUUGGAAAUGUUUAAUCGAGCGGCCACAAUGGGCUUCCCGAAAGGUUUUCCAACGUCGGCCGGCCCGAAAAACGACGAUCUCACCAAAAUUUCAUCGUCUUCCGCUGCUGAUGGAAAUUUCGCACGACCAUCGACAUUACAUUCGGCUAGUCCGUCGCUGGCCAGUUCACAGAGUCAAAAGGCCUUAUUCGACAUGAUCAAUAUGGGCUAUCAACAGCCGUUGGUCGGACACGACAAAGCCAUGCCACAUGACAUGGGCAUUUCAAAGCCACUAAAUAUGGUCAACAAUGCGUACAAUCCGCAACAGAUGCUUGCCAAAGGUGAAUACGCAAACACAACCCCAUCAGAUCACUCGCAGCAAUCGAAGCAACAACAUCCUGCAUCCAUGAACUACGCUACCAAUCUAUCGUCGCAACAUCCUAAGAGCGCCGCUAGUGAAUUGAAUGUGCCAAAUCCUCGUGUGUCGGAACCGAAUCAACAGCAGAAGCCAUGCGAAUUGAACGUUCCGAAUCUACAACGGUACGACCUGAAUCGACAGCCGCCUCAUUCGAACAUUGAUCUGUCGAACUACAAGUCGUCGCCAUACGGAUCGCCUGGAUUGGAUCCGAAUUCGUUGCGAAUGAUGGACGAAAGUCUGCUGGGUUUGCAGGGGACGCCUAGCUACUAUCAAAAAGAUAUUCCGCCAGCUCACAUGUACAGCAAAAACAUUCCACAGACGUCGGCAAAUCUUCAGCAAAUGUUGAACAACAGCAUGACCAUGGCAUACAAUACGGCACGCGAUCAACAAAUUCAACAGAAUUAUCAACGGCACGCAACGCUUGCAAGUAAUUUACCAGGCACAGCCUCUGCUCCAGUCGUGAAUCCAUCAGCUCCACAACAUUACAUGAAUCCGAUUCCCAAUCAGCCGUUAAGUGCAAUCGAUCCGAAAGUGUCAAAACGAACGAAAAAGUCGAAGAAAGCAGCCACACCGACACCUACCGAUACGAUUCAAAACCAAAUGCUACAGCACACGCAACAACAGCAACAUCAGCAACACCUCCAACAACCGCAACAGCAACUCCAUCAACAGCAACAAAGCCAAGGAUUCCAAUCGUAUGCCGGUCUUAAGGCGAAUCCAUCAACCAUGAAAAGUUCACCGACCACCGAUCCGUCGUUAGCUUUGAAAACUGCUGCAGCGAAUAUGGUGCCAGGUAGUGCAUUCAACUUCGGCCCAACACCGACCGGACUGGGAUUGUAUGGCGAACAAACGGGUUAUUUGGACGAGUUUCGUGGCACUGGCAAUCCGUACUACUUGCCUGGUCCACCACAUCCAUCGGCACAUCGCAGUACCGGCGAAACGCCAGCCGAUAAAUUAGUUCAACCGCCAACGCCGUCGUCCACAUAUCAUCAAUUCCUGUCGCAUCCAUCGUCACGCACCACAUAUCCGUUUAUGAAUGCGCAACUGGAUCCGAAUUCACAAAUUUACCAGCAGUACUUUCAACGGCAAGAGGAAUUCCGAACGGCACGGUUGAUGUUGAAUCAGGGUCUGUUGAGCCAUGGUGCACCGGCCGCUUAUCCGCAGUCGGGCUAUUUGGGAAUGCAUAAGUCGUCGUUCGAUGCUAUGAACCAGAUGAAUCGACCGUCAUCGUGGUUUCCGUAAAUUGUUUCCGGUAUCAGGGAAAGCGUAAGUUGAUUCGAAAUCAUUUUAUCUUGUGAAACGUUUACAAUUAAAUUAAUGAAAAGUGACACCAGCCUGCUCUGCGAAUUCAGCUCAUUCCCCUCGUCAGAUUUUCGGUAUAACAGACCCAGACCCAAAAGAAACCUCAAUUUUCGUAGCAUUUUCUUCGCGUAAUCGCCUACACCUGUUGAUAUUACAGAGAAAUUGUUGUUGCGAAAUCGAUUUCGAUUUCUGAAAGAAAGUUUCAAUUUUUCGCAUACAUCGUCUGGUGGGCUAAUCGAGUCCUGUUAAAAAUUACGAGGAUCUGUCUUUUGAUCCAGAGCGCGUCUCCUUUCCCUUGGCCCCACAAAACUUUUAAUUUUCAAAGUACUUUCCUGUCGGGUCGGGUAGCACCUGAGCUCUUGCCCCAAGAGUCUUGUGUGACUCGGGUUUGAGUUCUUUUCGUGUCAUUAUCGGGGGAUUCUUGUAACCCUGAUCAAAACUGACAGACAAGAAUUGCAUAUCGCAUCGUAGCCUCUCCAAUCUCCAGUUGAUGCAAUUGUUGCUGUCAAUCGGAAAUUGAAACUGGCAUUUGUUCUCCACGAAUUGAAUUGUUUAAACGUCGCAGACAAAAUUCCAGUUUCUAUUUUCGCUUGCCUGCAACAAAUUACAACGGGGACAAAGUCGAUGAAAGGCGAAUAUCAACCGUUUUCCUAUUUUCUAAAUUGUUAAGUCAAUUUUGAGUGAGCCGAUGGCCCAAAAAUGAAAACUCAAAGGCACAAACCAAAUGGGAAUGGGGUAAAUUAUCGAAUAAUCGUGUUGAGAGUUCCACAAUAUAAAGUGGUGGUGAAUUUUCGUGAUGAAGAGAGCUAGAAUUUUACGGUAUUUAAAAUUUGAAAUCAAUUUGUUCAAAUCAGGACUAAGAUAAUCGGGCUGAAAACUAGAAAGUUGUAAUCAAUUCAUUCUAGCUUUGAGCUGUUGUUAUUUUUCGCCAAUAUCUUGUAUGGCGAAUAUUGGUGAACUUUUCACAAGCAAAUUGCUGUGAGUUGCGGGAAUGGAACAAGAAAUCAACCUUUCAACCAUUAUUUUCGUAAUUUAUUAUAAUUACUUCAACUUGAAGUGUGCUGGAGUGGAGUUGAACGUUAAAGGUAUUCUAUUUGGAGGUGGUGCUCCCCUUUCAUCUAGAAGAGUGUGGUGUACUCAAAGACUAUUCUUACACUGGAGCUGUAUUUGAAGAAUGUUUUAUGUAGACUUUUACUGACUUAAUUAAAGAAAGCUAUGCACGUCCCUGCUUGCACUAAAUGCAUCACAUUAGAACUAAUUUCCAGAAAUUUUCGUAACGCUUUCCUCGCAAAAUAAUGUCAAGUUCGUCAUAUAUUUGAUUUAGCUUCGCUUCAAGCUUCUAUCCAUUUCUACAUUUCCUGAUGAGGUCUUUCCAACGGGUCCUCAUUCACAAAAAUCUGAAUCUUUUAGACGAAAUUUUUUAGAACCUGGGGAAUUUUAGGACAUAUUUUUGACAUAUUUGUCAUUUUUUAGGCUUUUUUUGCCAAUAAUUUCCCUCACUGAUCGUAAAUUUCGUCGAGUUCAUUCCAAAGAACAACAAUUUAUUGAAAUCGGACUACUUUUAAAGGAAAUUUGAAGAAAUGUUCGUUUAGAAUUAUCUCUUUUUUUGUAGCUCCUUAUGUAGACCUUUCCAAAGUGCUUGAAAUGAAAUUCUUCGAUUUUAUAUGUCCUAGUACUCGAUUAAAACUAGGAAAUAGAAACAACUCGGUAGGUCUCACAAAUGUCCCCCCAAACUAUCCAUUUUCUGGACAAUUCGUGAGUAAGACGACACAUUUCUGUUGGUGAAAUGGGAGCACCACAUACAAAUAAAAUACCUUCCACGUUCAGCUCCACUAGAUUCACACUACACUUCAAGUUGAAAGAAAUGUAAUAAAUUACGAAAAUAUUAAAAUAUUGGUCGAAAGGUGAUUUUCUUGGUUCAUUCCCGCAGUUCUUUUUGAAUUCGCACUUCGGUUGAUGGUCAUGUUAACCAUUGCCCCCAUUUUUCCUUUGAUUUUGUUGAACUUUAAUGUUUUUUCGCAAUUUUUUUUUUAAAUUAUUUUAAAUAAAAUUCUUGUUACAAUUCUAUUUGCAAUAUAUUUAUUUCUGGUUAUGUUGAUGUGUUAUUAAGUGCUAAAAGAAUAGAAAAAGAAAAUUUUACAAAUUUUUACAUUCCUAAUACUUAAGCAAACAAAUGAAAUGAGACGUAAAAAAUAGAAAAUUUAAACUAAAAAAAGAAAUAAAACUAAAGAA
Molecule: messenger RNA, 11880 nt
Organism: Bradysia coprophila
Lineage: Eukaryota; Metazoa; Arthropoda; Insecta; Diptera; Sciaridae
Gene: dikar
Product: CECR2 histone acetyl-lysine reader dikar
Biological process (GO): chromatin remodeling
Cellular component (GO): CERF complex
Molecular function (GO): protein binding
Source: RefSeq, a predicted model, not a curated record